Messenger RNA from Callorhinchus milii (elephant shark), 2755 nucleotides. RefSeq names its product ABC-type oligopeptide transporter ABCB9. NCBI's taxonomy places the organism in Eukaryota, Metazoa, Chordata, Chondrichthyes, Chimaeriformes, Callorhinchidae. Gene Ontology annotation, cellular component: membrane. The transcript has 11 exons. The record is from RefSeq and is a predicted model, not a curated record. Gene Ontology annotation, biological process: transmembrane transport. Gene Ontology annotation, molecular function: ABC-type oligopeptide transporter activity; ATP hydrolysis activity; ATP binding. The coding region runs from base 1 to 2292 and encodes 763 amino acids.
AUGCGGGGCUGGCAGGCUGGGGUCUGCUCACUGCUGGGAGCGGCUCUGGACGUGUCGGUCACUACAGUCCUGUAUAUCCACGGCACCGAGUACCAGCGUUUCUCCGCCGACCUGCGCCGCUUCUCCGUGUCCCGCAGCUUCCUGGACCUGUGGGCGGCCUGUGUGCUGCGGCUCUGUCUGCUGAGCGGUGCCGGCCUGGGCGUGUGCCUGAACCCAGCCCAGGGCCCCGGGCGGCUGGGGCGCUGGGCCGGCUGGCUGCGGCUGCUGUUCGGGCUCGUGCCGCUCUACGCCACCGUCAAACUGCUGCUGUACUCGGACACCAGCGCCUUCCCCCACGACCCCUGGUUCUGGAGCCUGUUAGCCUGGACUUACCUCUCCUCUCUGGCCACCUUCAUUGCUUUGAAGUUGUCGUGUGUGAAGCCGGCAAGCGCUGUCGUGCGUUCAGAGAGCAGCGGGAGGAGCGAUGAAGAGCGGAGUCUGUUGGACAGUGAGGAGCAAGGAAACACCGGCAUUAAAGUCUCUGCAGUAUACGUGGUGUGGAGGGUUCUCGCUUUCUGCAAACAGGAUGCGUGUUUGCUGGCUGCCGCCUUUGUCUUCCUGCUGAUUGGCGUUUUGUGCGAAAUCUUCAUCCCCUUUUUCCUGGGACGAGUAUUGGAAGCAAUCGUUGCUCAGAAGAGCAUGGCCAUCUUCACCAGGGAGCUGUUUGGGAUGGCGUUGCUCAGCCUGAUAAGUGGGCUCACAGGAGGCUUUCGGGAAGGAGCUUUCAACGUGGCGUUUGCCAGACUGAACGUGCGGAUUCGCAGGCUGCUGCUUACUUCCCUGCUGCAGCAGGAGAUUGCCUUCUUCGAUUGCAACCACACAGGUGACAUGACAUCUCGGCUGACCUCCGACACAACAGUAGUGAGCGAUGUCAUCUCUCAGAACGCUAACAUCUUCCUGCGGAGUCUGGUGAAGACUCUGGGCAUCUGCGCUCUCAUGAUCACUCUCUCCUGGAAGCUCACUGUGGUCACAGUGAUUGGGUUUCCGGUAAUAAUUCAGGUGUCAGACAUCUACAGCCAGCAUUACAAGGCACUAGCCAAAGAGGUGCAGGACGCUCUGGCAAAGGCAAACCACAUCGCCGAGGAGGCCAUCUCCUGCAUCAAGACCGUAAGAAGUUUCGCUGCCGAAGGGGCAGAGGAACGCGUUUACAACGAGCAGCUCAGCCGCAUGUAUGCCUUGAACAAGAGGGAAGCUUUGGCCUCCGCCUACUUCACAUGGGCCACCAAGUUCCUGCAGCUGGCUCUCCAAUGCAGCAUCAUUUACUACGGUGGGUUCCUGGUGCUGUCUAACUCCCUGACCAGUGCCAGCCUCAUCUCCUUCAUCAUUUAUGAGCUGGCUCUCGGUGACUGCCUUCAGGCGAUGGGGAUGGUGUUUACCAGCCUGGUUCAGGCCGUGGGUGUGAUGGAGAAGAUCCUAGAGAUCAUCGACCGCAAGUCAGCCAUGUCGCGAGACGGAACCUUGGCUCCGGAAACGUUGAAGGGUGAAGUGACUUUCCGGAAUGUUACCUUCUCCUAUCCGAGCCGGCCCGAGGUCCCUGUUUUGAAUGACGUGUGCUUCACGCUGAGCCCCGGGGAGGUGACGGCUCUGGUCGGCCCCUCGGGCAGUGGCAAGAGCUCGUGUGUGCAUCUGAUGGAACGUUUCUACAGCCCGCACGCCGGGGAGGUGCUGCUGGACGGCCUCCCCCUUCCCCAAUACCAGUCCCAGUACCUGCACUCCCAGGUUGCUCUGGUGGGACAGGAGCCCGUCUUGUUCGCACGUUCGAUAGAAGAGAAUAUCACGUACGGUAUGGAGCAGGCCAGCUCCGCGGAUUCAGUGACAGAGGCCGCGAGGAAAGCCAAUGCACACGACUUUAUCAUGGAAAUGAAAGACGGCUACAGCACAGACGGGAGAGAAGGGGCGCAGCUGUCGGGGGGACAAAAGCAGAGAGUGGCCAUCGCUCGGGCCCUGGUCCGUAGCCCCCGGGUCCUGCUGCUGGAUGAAGCCACCAGCGCGCUGGACGCCGAGAGUGACCACAAGGUCCAGGAAGCACUGUACAGUAUUAAGGAGAACUGCACUGUCCUGAUCAUAGCUCAUCGGCUCAGCACUGUGGAGAAGGCGGAUAAGAUAAUCGUCAUUGACAAAGGCAGUGUGGUGGAGCAGGGGAGUCACAAGGAGUUAAUGAGGAAAGGGGGCCUGUAUUUCACAUUGGUGCAGUGGCAGACACUUGGUUUGGAGAAUAGCCCUGAAGAUAAAUUGGUGGUGGUGAACCACUGACAUGGAAACAAUACCAGGGAAACUGAGGAGAAAGACAACAUGAUGAAGAGUUGAGAAUGGAGUCCCAAGUGAUAAACCCAGAGCGAUUCUCACUCUGUGCUCCCGGAAAUGGGUUUGUUUGGACAUAAAGAAUGGUGAAUGGAAAUGCUAGGGAGAGGGGGUUAGAGGUGCAGCUGGAAUAAAAGGAUUUUGGCAGUCAACUAGAUAAAUUGUUAAUAUCCAGUUUGCUGGUGCAGAAAUCAAUUUAUAUUGAAAAAAGGCUAGGGGACGCAGGGUGUGUCUGAAAUGUAAAAGUAGGGAUGUGCGCUGGUCAGAGGCUUUUGGUAUAUUGUGUUCAGUUUUGGACACUUAACCUUAGGAAGGAUGUAUUAAUGUGAAGGAAAUCGGUGAUCUAAUAAAAUGGGUGAAUGACCUCCUCCUGUUCCUAUGACAGAGACUUUACACUUUUAAUAGUGCUGACAAC